CCGUACCGGUACAGACCAUCCUCGUGCCGCCCAUCCUCCCGUACCUGCACAGACCAUCCUCGUGCCGCCCAUCCUCCCGUACCUGCACAGACCAUCCUCGUGCCGCCCAUCCUCCCGUACCUUCAGGCCUUCUAUAGGAUCCGUUUUUUAUAAUUCUCUAUGAACGUCUUGCGCCCCCUUUUAUUAUAAGAGUAUUUUUGAACUGGACGUCAAUUCUUGGGCCCCCCGAUGUAAGGAUUUACUGGCAGACAUGGGAAGCUGAGGGACCAACCCUCUGAUCAUGUCCCAGGACUUUGGGGUCACCUAUGGCUGCGUUGACGGAGGUCUGGGGACCAUCUGGGAGGCCGGGAGCGCCAUCCAUGUGGCCAAGCAGCAGAUUGUCAUUAUAUCCACUCCAGACGUCCCCGGGGAGGGACCCGUGGGCUCCGGCCUGAGCGAGGCUGAGCUGAUGCUCUUCACCACCCCGCAGGGGCCCGGCCCAGGAUGUGUGACACAGAAGCCGACCCUCGGGCGCCCUCCGGUGAAGAGGAAGCUGGAUUUGGAGGCAGGACACCGGAAUAUUCCAGAAGGACUCCAGACGCCACGCGGGAAGACCAGAAAUGCUGCCCGAGGAGUGAAGUCUCCAGGAGAGCGGUCCCGAUACGAGACGUCGCUGAACCUCACGACCAAGAGGUUUCUGGAGCUUCUCAGCAAGUCUGCGGAUGGAGUAGUGGAUCUGAACUGGGCCGCCCAGGUGCUGAAUGUGCAGAAGAGAAGGAUCUACGACAUCACCAACGUACUGGAGGGGAUCCACCUGAUCACCAAAAAGUCUAAAAACCACAUUCAGUGGAUGGGGAACAGAUCGAUGGUGGACUCCAGCAGUAGAUACCAGACGUUGGAGAAAGAUUGUCAGGAUCUUCUGGCCACGGAGCAGCAUUUAGACGAGCUGAUCCACACGUGCACCACACAGCUGAAGCUGCUCACCGAGGAGUCCGAGAGCCAACAAUUAGGAUAUGUGACUUGUCAGGACCUCCGUAGUAUAGCGGACCCCUCAGAGCGAAUGUUGAUGGUGAUUAAAGCCCCUCCAGAAACACAGAUGCAAGUCUCAGACCCCACAGAGGGGCUGCAGAUUUCUCUUAAAAGCACACGUGGACCCAUCGACGUGUUCCUCUGCCCAGAAGACACUUCUGGGGUUUGUAGUCCCGUCAAGACCCCGACCAAAGCUACGAGCUCUACAGACAACUCACCCAGCAAACAGAGCCCCAAUGGGCCCACAGCCCCAGCACCUAAUGGGCCCACCGCCCUGGCCCCCUCUCAGGAUAUUGGUGUAGGGUUGCUACCAUGUGACCAAGAAUCCCUGCUAACACCGGAGACAGAGCUGUCCUUAGGUUACCCCACAGAAGACCUCCACCUCUCCCCCGUCACCGCCGCCGUCUUGCCCGACUUCCUUACGGAUGAGUUCAUCAGCCUGUCCCCUUCGCUCUCUCACGAGUACCACUUCGGGCUGGAGAACAGCGAGGGUGUAAGUGAACUCUUUGACUGUGAUUUUAGUGACCUGACAUCUCUGGACUUGUGCAAUGAAUACUGAAGUAGAACCGCUCCUCCAUAUAUUUUUUUUUUUUUUCCCAACACAAGCGCCAAUAUCCUACUCUGCAUUAACAUUUACCGCUCACACCCUGUGAUGUCUUCAUGAAAAUGAACAUUUUUUCCCCCCCCCGCUAUAAUUGCUGAUACUGAGCAACGAAGAUCUGCAGUUCCAGCGGUCAGUGGUUCCUGAAGGCACGAAUCUGUAGCAUAAAUCAUAGCACUUGCAUUGAUCUGCGGAAGAUCGGGACGAGGAGAUCUGUGACACAAAGUAACGCGAUCGGUGUCUUUCCCCCCCCCCCCCCCCACGUGAAGCUGAAGUUGUGUAUAUAUAUGUGGUUUAUUUUAUUUUUGUUGAUUCCUAAAGACUUUUGUGCUUCUCGAUGGUUUACUGCAUUAUGAUCUCCGUGUGAACUGACCUGCUGGUUAUGGAGGGCGCCCGAUCGUCUCUCGGCUUUAAUCGUCUCCAGUGUCGGACGCUCUCGUUUGUGUUGCGUUUAUAAUUUAUUUAAUUAUAAAGCUAUUUUGUUAUUAAUAGGUAAUAGAGAAAUUGUACUUCACCUCCGAGGCUCAUGACCCCCCAACAUAGUUUUUUCAGGGUACGGCCACUUUGUACUUCUAUCGAGGGCUACAUGGUGAAAUAGGCGGCCUAUCGCCAAGGGGCAUGAAUGCGGAUGCUUUAACUUAAAGGGGUACUCUGGGGAGGUACUUGUCAGCUGCUGUAUGCUCCACAGGAAGUUGUAUAGUUCUUUCCAA
Messenger RNA from Hyla sarda, 2319 nucleotides. RefSeq names its product E2F transcription factor 1 (gene E2F1). Gene Ontology annotation, molecular function: DNA-binding transcription factor activity, RNA polymerase II-specific; protein dimerization activity; RNA polymerase II cis-regulatory region sequence-specific DNA binding. Gene Ontology annotation, cellular component: Rb-E2F complex. The record is from RefSeq and is a predicted model, not a curated record. The coding region runs from base 281 to 1567 and encodes 428 amino acids. The transcript is spliced from 7 exons. Gene Ontology annotation, biological process: G1/S transition of mitotic cell cycle; regulation of transcription by RNA polymerase II. Lineage: Eukaryota; Metazoa; Chordata; Amphibia; Anura; Hylidae.